AUGCUUGCUGCAGUUCAGCAGGACGCCGACUCCACUGUCCGCACCACGAAUGGCGAAAUCCUCUCUAAGGUCGUUCGCAAAACUCUACAAGACCGCUCAGAGCCACUGUCUCGUGCUAUCAAGGCGUAUGCAACUGGCCCCCUUCCAUUCUACGACACGGAUGUGAAGUUAGGACGAGCCAGUUUAGCGGCAGAUAUCACUAAAACCCUCCACGAUAUUCUCCCUCGAGACGUACUCCAAGUCCCCGGAACAUCGAAGCAUUGCGCAGCCAGAGUGCAGGAUAUUCUCGCGCGUUGGGCACAUGAGUUGUUUGAGGAUGGCACAGGCCUAGUCGAGAUUUUGGCGGGGUUCAUUGGCUCUAGAGAGGACAAGUCCAAAUGGGAGAGUUUCAGGGAAAUACUGGAUAGUCGGAUUAAAAGCGCAAAGUUCGAACACCCUCGGUCUCCAUCUCUUGGACAUGUUAGCAAGAACGACGAGCAUUUGGUUCUGAUGCGUCGCAUGCUUGAGCAUGAAGCCACGGAUUCGGCCAGUUGA
Messenger RNA from Mycena indigotica, 534 nucleotides. RefSeq lists its product as uncharacterized. Lineage: Eukaryota; Fungi; Basidiomycota; Agaricomycetes; Agaricales; Mycenaceae. The record is from RefSeq and is a predicted model, not a curated record. The transcript has 4 exons. Bases 1 to 534 code for a protein of 177 amino acids.